This is a messenger RNA of Vespa mandarinia (Asian giant hornet), 6267 nucleotides long. RefSeq lists its product as uncharacterized. The record is from RefSeq and is a predicted model, not a curated record. Gene Ontology annotation, molecular function: serine-type endopeptidase inhibitor activity. Lineage: Eukaryota; Metazoa; Arthropoda; Insecta; Hymenoptera; Vespidae.
AAGAGGACGAGUAGUAGCAGGAAUAUAAGCGUCUUCGGUAAGGUCACUAUCCUUAGUCGUUGCGGCAAGGUCAACCGCAAGAUCGUUCGUCUCGGUUGCAGUUCCUUAGGAGGCCUCACGAGCGUCGUGGAAAGUCGUUCGAAAGGAUUAGGAUACACGGACGUAUAUAACGUAACCGGAGAGGAUAAUUUGAAGAAAGAAAGGGUGGUGGGAGGGAACUAAAAAGAGAAAAGAAGAAAAGAAAAUAAAUAAAGAAAGAAAGGAUAGGACAGUAAGAACGAGAGAAUCAGAGGCAGAGGGAUAAAAAGAGAAGAGUAACAAGAGAAAGAAAGAAAGAAAGAAAGAGAGAGAGAGAGAGAGAGAGAGAGAGAGAGAGAAGAGAAAGAGAGAAAGUCUGUUGAGAGUGCGUGUGUGCGAGAAAGAGAAGCGGAAAACGAAUAGACCAAGGAAAAAAACAAAGAAUCAAAAUUCGUAGCAACGAUGAGGUUAAAUAACAUCCCUUCUGCGUUAUUUCGAUAAGAAUAACGUUCGACUACAUUUCGCCGGAAAUAAUAGUAAAAAGAAUCAUUCAUAAAAUUGAAUCGCACGUAGUUAAAUAAUUUCUCGAAAUUCGCAAAGCACAUCAUGUUUUUCAUCAAGAAAGAAACCGGUCGAUAUACGAUCGAUAUGUCUGUUACUAGAAACUUUCGUACUCGUCAAGGGAGGCAAGCUUUAACAGUACUUGUCAUUCUCUUGACAAGCAUAUUUUCAUCGUGCAAGGCUUCGUCGCUGUCAAAGGUCACGGCCGGUGGAUUAGAUGGCACUGAAAAAUUAUGGGAUGAGCGUAGUAACGCUUCGAAAAACGCUUCGGAUUACAAGAGGGACGAGAAUAAGAAUUCAAUAAGACGGGAUUUGCCAGCUUCGCCAGCAGAGCUGUUGAAACCAGACAAAUUUCUAUUCUACACGUACAACGAUCAGGGGAACAUGAUCACGAAGCAAAUGAGUUUACGUGAGAUACAGACUCUAAUCGCAAGUGGAAACGGCGGGCACGUUGCGAUGGAGAUAUAUGAUCCUCAUAAAUCUGGUGAUCUGUUGAAUGGAGAAAAGAAGGUGAUGGAUGUAGUUGAAAAGGUGCAAAAUGUAUUAAAAAGUGCAUUGGAUAAACCAUCGACUAUGGCUGGUUCGUUAUCAACUAUUCCAGAAUACGCAAAUGCCGAAUGGAGUAGCAUUUUACCUGGUAUUCUGACCAAUAGCGAUAUCGAAACUGAUCCUACAUCGGAAGAACCUAAUUACGUAGAAAUUACAAGACCUGAUUCACUUAUGCAAGAGAUAUCGGAAACUUCGUUGAAUCAAGAAACUCAAUUGUCUACGUUAAAACCUCCGAUGUUAACUAAUCCAGAAACAUCUGAACAAUUGGUCAACGGUGUCAUUUCAACAACUAGCAGCUUCCCAUUAACAUCAAUCAUAAAUGAGAAUAAUUUUUCGACGAUUAUUAGUUACGGCGAAACGAAAUCUCCAGAUAAAUAUACUGAGAAACCAAUGAUUCCAGUACCAGUGAUCACUACCGAAGGAAAACCAUUCACCGAUCAGUUAGAGAUAAUCGAUAAUUCGAUGUAUCAAACAUCGAGUACAAAAUCCACUCUCGAGUUUUCUGACAUCGUUCACUUGCCAAUGGAGGAGAUGAAUAAUGCAACGAUAUUCGAAAAAGUUCCAGUCAAGGUUUGGGACGAAUUGGAACAAAACGUGACCUCUGACGAGUCGAGCAUUAGCCGAGUAACGGAAUAUGUACCGAUUUUGACUAUGUUGGUGGGAUCAACGGUGAACGACUCAUUUAUCCAAGCAACGAACGAAGUGUUGUCAUCCACUGAAAAUGAUAUAACGAAAAAAGUAACGGAAGCAAUGUCAUUGGAAACAUCGACUGUAAGAACAAAUACCAAGAUUAGUCAAUCUGAAAGUGUCACGAUAUUAUCUGAAGACACGAUCACCGACACGGUCACGCCAACUGUUAUUACGCAUGCACAAACGGAAUCGAAUGAACAUUUAUCUAAGAGCAAUAUUACCACGCAAUUUUUCGACAAUAGAAACGUAACGAUAUCUGAAAUAUCAGAAGUAACAACUCCUCCCGUUCUUUCUUCAAUAAUUUCAACAUCGACAUUAUUACCGACAAAAUCAACAAACGAUGAACAGUUAAAUAUUUCACAAUUAUUCAACUUGGCAAUGAAUGUGACUAAAGGAAUCGAUUUUUCAACAUUGAUACCACCUGAUGAUUACUUUAAUGUUUCAUUGUCAGUAAAUUCACCUGAUAAUACAUCGGAAGGAAUAUUCAUUAGUACGAUUACAGAUUCUGAUGGCUUUUCAGAAACGACAGACCUUCCUGUUGUCGUAAUCGUUACGAAGAAUAUUACUUUAAAUCAUGAAACAACUUUUAAGCCUACUGAUAGUUCAACAUCCGACGUUGAUAUGGAUAAGUAUGAUGGAAACCGUGAUAGUUUGACGAAUAAGUUAGAAUCAAUCGAAACGAACGAGAAAGAAUUUCUCGCGAUAGAAGAACAGACAUCUCUGGUCGAAACGGAAAUUUCGAAAAUAAAUGAUAUAUCUACUGUACAACCUACAGUAGCAAGCAAUAUGAUGAAUUCGACAUUAACAUCCACUUAUAUAACGGAGACAAAUUUCGUUCGGAUCGAUAGUCCAUCAGUUGAUCCUUCUACCUUAUCCAAUAUGAUUCCUGAAUCUACUAUGGCUACCAAGAUUACCUUCAUCAAUGAUUUAGUAAGUAAUACUUCCACUGAAUCAAAUAUCUAUGUUACGAGUACAACAACAGAAUCUGUAGUCAAAGAACUAAUGAACGAUACGAAGGAAACUUUAAAAACAAAUACAACUUCGGUACCUGUGUUACCCACCAAUGAAGCAAACUUUAUUAAUUAUCACAUUGAAGAUUUCAUUGAAGAUAAUUCUUCAUCUUCUACGAGCCAACAUACAAUAACAACAUCGUUUGUAUCUAAUGAACUGGAUACAGCUACUAAUUUGAUAAAAACCAAUGAUAUGAGGACGACUGAGGCAGGAAUUAAGAAUACCACUAUGAGCUCACAGAUAGAAACAUCGUAUACAACACCAAUUAGCGAUAUAAUUACACAUAACGUACAAACUACCGAAAGCUAUUCAAACAAUAAGACUUCUUCAAGCCUGAAUCUCGAUGUAACGAAUAAGGAAUCUUCGUUUGUACGACAUCAGAACGAUCUCAUUGAAUCGUUAAAUUCAAUAACGACGUUAUUACCUGCGGAGCAAGAAACUGGAACUGAUAAGACGGUCAUAAAUGUCACAACAGGAACGUAUACCACCUUAUUGACUUCAGACACAGUACCUGUAGUAGUUCAAGAACACAUGACGACUUUAAUUGCCGGUGAACAAUCCGUCACGGAAACUUUAUUAAAUAUUCAUGACAACGAGCUGAAAAAUCAUACCGGCUUUGAAUUGGAAGCAUCGUUAAAAGCAAACGAAUCUCGUUAUUCCGAUUCAAAGGAAAAUACAUCUACGCAGAGGUAUUCUACUCCUUAUGUAAAAUUGAAUAUCACUUUUACGAAUGAUUUUUCUUCAACCGAAGCGAGUAACGUAUCUAUAGACAAUGUGAUUACAACGAAGAUUUCGGAGAACACGGAGUCAAUGUCAAAUAGUACUACAAAAAAUCCAUCACAGGAUUUGUAUGUUCAGGUAAACAAAACGAUCGAAGAACUGAUGGAGAACAUUACAACGAUAAGUGAAUCAAAUUGGAUGAUAGACCAAGUAAUGACUAACAUUAGUACAAAUACAAAAGGUAAUAAUACAAACGGAACAUCGUCAGAGAUAAUGGAUAAUAAUACGAAUGACAAUACGAAGGUACAAGUAGAAAGUAAUGAAUCAAUUUUUCUACCUUCGCGUGUUAUUGAAAAAGUAUCGUCGUCGGAAUUAUUGUCACCGUCUGUAUCAAUGACAACGAAGAACUCAUUAGAUUCGCAAUCGACUUCGAAAACCAGUUACAAUGAGAAUAUGAAUGAAAGUUAUUCGGAGGAUAAAACAAAUGAAAAAUGGUUGUUGAUACCUCAUAAAGUAGUCGCAUCAUCGAUCGUCGAAAAAACUACCGUCCAUCCAACGACUCAAAAGAUCGUACAGAAUAUAGCACAUACCUCAGAUGCACGCUUACCCGCUUUAACAUCGGAGAUAAAAUCGAAUGAAAAUAUACCGUUAGAUUCUCCGGCAAGCGUAAACGCUUUAGAUGUUACCGUGACGAAGACUGAAAGCGACAUCGUUAAUUUCUCGAAAAUGUGCAAUAAUUUAGCUUUCGAUUUCUGGAUGGCGGCUAAUAAGGGCCUAAGUACAAACAGAUCCCUGGUUCUUUCGCCCUUCGGUAUGGUCAGUCUACUGGCCAUGAUAUUUUUAGGAGCACGAGGAACGACCUCCGAUCAAAUGAACGAAUUACUUAAGUUGGACGACGUAGCCACCUUUAAUCCACAUUUGGUGUUUCAAAACGUAACCGAUAUGGUGGGAUUGACGAGAGGACAAGGGAUCACAAAUGCUGCCUUCGUUCGUGAACUUUUCGUCGAUAGAGCGAGAGUCAGAAAAACUUUGCCAUUUUACAAAGAACAAGCCCAACAGUUUUACGAAGGUCUUGUUGCCGAGGUGAACUUUGCUACCAUUGGUGAUAUUGUUCGAAGACGAACAAAUUUACUAGUUAGAAAGCAAACAGGUGGUAGGAUAAAGGACUUUAUAAAGGCUAACACGGUACCACUACGAUCUCCUUUAGCUGCUGUAUCAGCCAAUGUUUUCCAAACUAAUUGCAAUUCCAGUUUCGUAAGUUCCGAAGGAAGAGAUGGCGAAUUAUAUUUUGCCGUGUCGCCGGCUAUCAGACAGAGAAAAUUGAUACCUGUACCGGCUAUAGUCUGGCGAUCGAAUAUACUUGCAGGUUACGAACCUAGUUUGGAUGCAACUGCGGUUGCUCUUGGUAAAGUCGAAAAUCUUGUUACAACGGUGUUCUUACUGCCUGGACAACAAGGCCAUAUAGCUCCAGGUGAUACUUUGGAUCGUCUUGAAAGAAGAUUAAUAGCAAGUGCUUCUCGUGACAAUAAUUGGAACAGGCUUUUGAAAAUAUUACUUCCUAGGAAUAGUUUAGAACUCCAAAUACCUAAAUUUACUCAUAGAUCUGUCAUUAAUGCAACAGCAGCUCUUAGAAGAAUGGGUUUCGAUAGGCUGUUCACCGAACAAGCUGAUUUAAAGGGCAUCAAUGGAAUUGGAAAUCACUUACAUCUAUCCGACAUACUACAGAUUAAUUUGUUCGGCACGUGUGGCGAUGAGAAUCCAACGAAUGGAAGACAUCACAUGGAAACGUAUCCAGCGACCCCAAUAAAAAGAGCUCGUUUAUAUGAGAGAAUUUCUGUAAAUUCGAACAGUACGGUCCUAGAUACAGAUCGUCAAUCUAACCCCCUAGAUUACUUAAAAGUAAAUACUUCGAAAUCGAUGUUCGGUAAGACCGAUAAAAGAAGAAAGCGACAUGCAGAUAAUGCUAAGGUAAUGAUGAGAUCGGAAAGAUCGCGAUUGAAACUCGACAGGCCUUUCUUAUAUUUCGUACGUCACAAUCCUACUGGUUUGAUACUUCACAUGGGAAGAUUCAAUCCAAGACUUUUGCCCUAGCUCGUCUACAAUAUCGUUCAUGGAAAUACGACAUUUAUCUUGAUCGAACACCAUCGUUAUGUAGUAUCAUUAUCGUAUAUGUUGGUUUUCGAUCGACACGUCGAAUAAUUUUUAUUGUUAAUUUAAGAUGCGACAAUGCUUAAAAGCAACUCGAUGUAUAUUAUAGCAAAAAAAUAAUUAAGUAUUAUAAAAAAGAAGUUAGUCAAAUGCAAUAAUAUAGAUUGCGACCUUAUUAUCAUUCGUAAUUAUUAAAAAAUAAUUUUAUAAAAUAUGCAAUUUUUCUGUGGUGCAAUAGAAAAAUAAUAGUUACAUAUUUAGAAUAACCAAACUUUACAAUGGAAAUAUCAAAGUAUUGAAAUAAACGUAAAGUCGUAAGCAUGUUAAAUACGUAACUUUUGUAAUCAUUACAAUGGAAAAAUUGUAUUUUUUAAUAUAAUCGCCUAAUAGUUGGAAAAACUAAUUAUUUACAAAGUUGCUUUUUAUACCCUAAAACUUGCUAUUAUGACUCAGGACAAUGUCAAGACAGUCUUCUUAUCGUGUCAACGUGACAAUAACUGUUCUUAGCAUAAAUUAUAUCAAAUACAUCAAAGUAAAUAAAACUUAUUGAAAUAAAAUUGAUAACUACAA